Haplochromis burtoni (Burton's mouthbrooder) is the source of this 2928-nucleotide messenger RNA. Its product is annotated as teneurin-3. NCBI's taxonomy places the organism in Eukaryota, Metazoa, Chordata, Actinopteri, Cichliformes, Cichlidae. The coding region runs from base 905 to 1537 and encodes 210 amino acids. The transcript has 6 exons. Gene Ontology annotation, cellular component: membrane. The record is from RefSeq and is a predicted model, not a curated record. Gene Ontology annotation, biological process: signal transduction.
UCGCGCACACGCGGACGCCGGCACACCGGUAGAGACGUCAGGAUUGGACGCAGCAGGGGAUCCCCAGCAUUCCAUUUCUGCCUCGCUUGGCGUAUCAUCAUCUUUUACCGGGAGGAGAUGAGCUCGCGCCGGUUCACACUCGCGGAGGGACGCAGAGGUAGCAGCUGCAGAGGACAGUCUUGUUUCUCCGUUUCACUGGAGCUUGCUCUUCCACUCUCUUUCUCUCUUGUAAUAGCUUCCCCAUUCUGUGCAACAAACUGUCUGCAUUGUAGCUGUCGCGUGCACUGGCCGCCGGGUCAGCGCGAGGAAACAGCGGGGAGCAGAGGGGGAAAGGUGUUUCACCUGCUAGUUGAUGUUUUGAAAAGAAAAGGACGUUCGGAAUAAAACAGCCACCUCAGAUGAACUCUUUGUUAGUUUAGAACAGAAGAGCCCGUCGCUCCAUCACUUGGUUUUUUCGCAUAGAUCUUCUGACAUUCAGGCGCGCCUUGCUGCUGGUUUAGACACAGCACCAUCGAGCCUCUGUGGGUCGCACGGUGUUUCUUUUUAUUACUUAAAAUCACAAACAGCGUGGAAAAAGGCGAGAUAGUUCCCCGGCCCCCGCAGAUUCAACAAAGUAGUGAAAUGGUUGGUGCGAUGCCUGUAGUUUUCUUAAUGAUGAUUUCCUUUAAAUGCUUGGUUCAGCAUUAGGAUAGAACAGACGAUAGAAAGUGGAAGUUUUUGCCCUUUUUUCCUCAAGUCCAACAAAGCGGCUGCUGCUGUUGUCAUAAUCUAGAAGAGGAGGACCCCCCAACCCCCCAUAGGACGAACAGUCUUGGAACCACAGACGGUACAACAGGACUCCAACAGACCGGUACCAACCAACCACUAGACCACACAACAAGUCGCUGUACAGCAGUAUGCCUGUAUGUUUGCCAGCAGCAUAAGAAGAAGCAUUAUGGAAGUGAAAGAGCGACGUCCAUACUGCUCCCUAACAAAGAGCCGGAAGGACAAAGAGGGGCCAUACAGUGGGGACAGUGAAGGCUGUGCUAUUGGUUCCCAGGGACUCCGGGUCCCCACCCAGAAGUCCUAUUCCUCCAGUGAAACACUGAAGGCUUUUGACCAGCACCAAGACCAGACCAGGUUACUGUACGGGACAACCAAGGGACACAAGGACAUGGUUCACCAUGAAAAGGAUGAUUUUAACAGACAAGGUCAACACUUCAGUCUUCGUCAGCUGGGGAUCUGUGAGCCACCGUCUCGUCGCGGCCUGCCUUUCUGCCCUGAAAUGCCUCCACCCCACCGUGGUUUCUCAGUUGGUACAGCUCAGGAGCUAGACACUGAUAGUCAGGCAGUCAUGUCCCCAGAGCAUGCUAUGCAUCUGUGGGGCCGCGGAGGUCUGGGUAAAUCAUCCGGGAGGAGUUCCUGCCUGUCGAGCCGCUCCAACUCAGUGCUGACUCUAACUGACACUGAGCACGAGAACAAAUCGGACAGCGACAAUGGUAGGAGAUCAACUGUUCGCUCCAUUUUUGAUAUCAUGUCCUGCUUUGUGCUCAAGUAACAGUUCUUAUUCAUCUCUGUCAUACUUAGAAACAACAGUUAGCUCGGUCUUUCUGAUUCAACUGUUGUGUAGCUGAUGGGGUAGACAUCCUCGUGGGCCAACUUGAAAGUAACGUUAUACUGUUAAAAUGCUACAAGAAAUCCAGUUGCACUUUUACUUUUUAAAAUCUCUUUUGGGGCCUUUUGCCUUUUAUUGGAUGCUGCCGUAAUGGAGAGUCGACAGGAAAGCAGGGAGAGAUUGCAGGGGAAGGCGCGUAGCAAGGGGCCUCAGGUCAGACUCAAACCUGGGCUGCUGAAUGUCAUGCAGCACAUGUUUGCCUUCUUCAGUCUCAGUAGAGACGAGCACAGCUGGUUCUAGCACCAGCUGCUACACUAUUUAGACAGAAAUGUAUAUAAACGUAUAUAACUUUAUUUCACAGUUUGGUCAAUGAUAGUCAUUUAUCUGUUCAUGUAAUGGAAUAGUAGACCUCUUUCAGUAAUUACAAAAAGCAAUCUAAAACUAUCAGCUAUUGUUAUUAGAGGAUCAUAAGUUGUAAAUAAAAGCAUUGAUAACAAUUUCCAAACAUGUUACUUUACCUAAUUCUGAUAUUUGGGGUUUAUGUAAAAAUGUAUUAAUUGCAACCAUUAAGUUGUUUAAGACAAAACAGCACAAACAUGGAUUUGAGAAACUUAGUUCUCUGACAUUUAAAGUGAUAUCCAAGAUUAUUGUGCACACUCCCAGGAAGUGUCCCGCAUGGUGGUCGAGCGGGGGGCAAAACCAAAAAGCCCUGCCAGUUAAAUGUACGAAUAUCUGGCAAUUCAAGGCUGCCUGGUGAGAAUCUAUUCAAUUUUCAAAGGCAACUGUUGCUUCUGAGACAUGCUGCAAACUGAUUUUUAUAAUUAUCUCAGUUUAAGUAUUUGAUAUGUUUUAAUUACUAUUUUAAAGAAGUAGUUCGCACUGUUGCCGUACAGGUGCUGAGUUUGAAUCUAAGAGGUGGCUGGGGCCUUUCUGUGUGCGUGUUGUGUGCUCUCCAGGUGCUCUGACUUCCCAUCACAUUCCAACACAUCCAUGGCUGUAAGUUAAUUGGAGAGUUUAAAGUGGCCAUAGGUGUGACUGUGAGCAUGAGCAGUUGUCUGUUUGUGUUAGUCCUGCAGUGGUUCGGUGACCUGUACAGGAUGUACUCUGCCUUUCACCCUGUGACAGGAUACGCUCAGCCAAAGCCAAGGCACUGAAACAGAUAAGCCGAACAAGAUGAAGGGAUGGACUUUCAUCACGUCAUUUCACCCAAAGAAAAUAAACUGAUUUGGUUGAGUGAAUAAAUUGUUGAAACUUUAACAUAAUUCUAGUGUAGAACAACAGACAUGAAGUCUGAACCUAAAGGAUUUGCAAUCACAAAACAUGUUACGCUUAAU